UCCGUAACCGCGAGCUGAACACCGGCGUACAGCCUAUAGCAAAGGCGUCCACACACCGGAGGGAAGACUCGUCAGACCCCAAACGAACCCCGCCGUCUACUCACCGCGCCUCGACCUCGACCUCGCCGGCGGCGGAGCCAGAUGGCGUCGACGACGUUCCGGCGCUUCGGCGUGGCGGCGGCGGCCGCCGCGUUCAUCGCGCUCGCGGCCUUCGGAUCCGCCUCGGCGUCCAAGACGGCCUUCGUGAAGUCCACCGUCAAGGCCCACGACGUCGUCAUCUUCUCCAAGUCCUACUGCCCGUACUGUAAAAGGGCAAAGGCUGUGUUUAAGGAACUUGAACUGAAGAAGGACCCAUAUGUCGUCGAGCUUGAUCAGCGAGAGGAUGGUGGGGAAAUCCAGGACGCCUUAUCCGACAUGGUUGGCAGGCGUACUGUUCCUCAGGUUUUUAUCCGAGGAAAGCACUUGGGAGGCUCUGAUGAUACCGUUGAUGCAUAUGAAAGUGGCGAGCUGGCUAAACUUCUGAAUAUUAGUGUCAAGGACGAUCUUUGAAUAUCAUUUUAGCACAAAUAUCGUCCUUCUUGUUUCGAGGUUACAAAGGCCUUGCAAUGCAACUAUGGAUUAUCAUUUUCGCAGAACCCAUCACCGGUAUUCGUGUUAAAGUAUAAACUGUUUUAACCA
Aegilops tauschii subsp. strangulata is the source of this 678-nucleotide messenger RNA. Its product is annotated as glutaredoxin-C8. Gene Ontology annotation, cellular component: cytoplasm. Gene Ontology annotation, molecular function: glutathione disulfide oxidoreductase activity. Gene Ontology annotation, biological process: cellular response to oxidative stress. NCBI's taxonomy places the organism in Eukaryota, Viridiplantae, Streptophyta, Magnoliopsida, Poales, Poaceae. The record is from RefSeq and is a predicted model, not a curated record.